AACCAACGCAAAGCAAAAGGGUAAACAAAACGAGCGACACAAAAACAGCACCAUUUGGUUCUCUGCCUCUCUUUCACGAUCGUCCAUGGCUCACUCAUCUGCCUCUGAUUCCCGCCGCCACCUCACUGUCGACCCUCCCUUUCCAAUCCCCAAAGAUGUUCAAGGAUCUGACAAUACGAUACCACUUUCACCACAAUGGCUUCUUUCAAAGCCAGGGGAGAGUAAGCCUGGAAUAGGAACUAUGGAAAAUCAUCCUGCUCCGUAUACAGCUAACGGAGAUCACUCCGAAGUCGUGAAGCCAUUGGGAAAUGAUGAGGGGAUGCUUGAUACCCCAAAGAAGGAUGGUUUUAGGCCAUCCUUACUUGAUAUGGAAACCGGUCUGCGAGAAUGCUGGCGUGAUGAAGAACGAGACACCCAUUCAUCUGUGCGCAAAGAUCACUGGAGGGAUGGUGAUAAAGAGCUUGGUGACACUCGCAGGAUGGAUCAAUGGGCAGACUUACCUUCGAAACAAUUUGGAGAAGCACGCCGUGCACCCACCAAGCGGUGGACCGAAUCAGGUAACAGGGAUUCGAACUAUGAGCAAAAGCGUGAGAGCAAAUGGAACACACGCUGGGGGCCUGAUGUUAAAAACAAUGAAAGGUCACGAGAGAAGUGGGCUGACUCUGGAAGAGAUGGUGAUAUGUCUCUUGACAAAGGGUUGUCUCAUCUUUCCAGUCAUGGAAAGGAUGUGAGGGAGGGUGACCACUUUCGGCCAUGGAGAUCCACCUCUUUUCAAAGUCGAGGAAGGGGAGAGCCUCCUCAACACCCCACACUAACUCCAAGCAAACAGGCUACCAUGUUUUCUUACGGCCGGGGACGUGGUGAAAGUCACCCUUCAACAUUUUCUGCUGGCCAUGCAAGGGGAAGUUCUGGUGGAAACCAAGGGGCUAGUAUACCUUCUUAUCAUCAAAAUAUGGGAAUUGUAUCUGAAAAGGGUGAUAUUGACUGUGUGGAGCCAUCCCCUUUUAGAUAUAGUAGGAAAAAAUUGCUAGACUUAUAUAUGAGGACUGACAUGAGAGUUUACCAAAAACUCGUUGAAGAGCUUGUAUCGGUGCCUUCACUUACACAGAAUGAACCAUUGGAUCCUCUAGCUCUUUGUGCUCCUAAUCCUGAUGAAAUGCUUGUUCUAAAUGGAAUUGACAAAGGAGACAUAACAAGUAGUGGUGCUCCAUUGAUGCCUAAAGAUGGGCCUGUUGUCCGAAACUCUACCGAGUUUACUCAUUCAAGACGAAACAAUAUUGGAAGUAGAGAAGAUUUACCACCUGCUGUUGAUGAUUCUAAAGAGGAAAGUUCUGACAUUCCAAACAUCAGUUAUUCACAUCUUGAAAAGCUGAAGGGAAACCCAGAUACUAAAUUCAAAUCAGAAGCUGUGGAGAAUAGGGGUCCAUACAGAAGGGAUGAAGAGGUGCCCUUAAGUAGGGAAUCAAGUAUACUAGUCACUAACUCUGUUAAUCCUGGCACUGUGUGGCGUGCCUUUUCAUUGGGAGAACAAUCACCUAUAGUCAAACAGGACUGGAAGGAUAUUCCAAAUGAUGUAAGGUCAAGAAUCCCUGACAUAAGCUGGUCACAACAACGGAAAGAUACGAUUAACCAGAGAGAAAGUAAUGUGAUGAAUUCAUCCUUUUCUAGAGAUGACGCAAAUCGGCAAUCUAGUGUGGAUCCUAUCCUUAAGAGCCAACCAUCCGGUGUUUUGGAGGGGGAACCUGGACCUAGGAAGCUGCCUGCCCCGGAGGACCUCAUCCUUCACUACAAAGAUCCUCAAGGUGAAAUUCAAGGCCCUUUUUCCGGGAUUGAUGUCAUAGGCUGGUUUGAGGCAGGAUAUUUUGGGAUAGAUUUGGAAGUUCGGCUCGCAGGUGCACCGAAGGACUCACCAUUUUCCUUACUUGGUGAUGUAAUGCCCCACUUACGAGCUAAAGCACGGCCGCCACCUGGAUUUGGUGUGCCAAAGCAGGGUGAAUUCUCAGAUUUGUCAAGCAGGCAAAAUUCUAGUAGUCUCGGGAAAGUUCAUGCUGGUGCAAGCGAUAUUGAUAUGAUCAGAAAUGAGCCCAGGACUUCAACAGAAGCUGAAAAUAGGUUUUUGGAGUCACUCAUGUCCGGUAGCAUGAACAAUCCAUCCCAAGAAAAUGGGAGUGAUCUAUAUCUCUUGGGCAAGAAAAUGACUCUGGAACGGCAGAGUUCGAUGCCAAAACCCUACCCUCAUUGGCCUGGGAGAGAUGCUGCAUCUUUGGUUUCAAAACCAGACAUCAUCUCUGAAUCACCUGCAGCACAUGCAAAACUCCUCGCAUCAUUGACUGAUAGCACUCUUCAGCCACCUCAUUCUCAAGCUGCUGAUUUGAUGUCCAUCCUCCAAGGAUUACCAGACAGGUCUGCUCCUGGGGUAAAUAACAGUGUAGGUGGUUGGUUAAAUUUCCCUGCACAGGGUGCAUUGGAUCCUCUUCAAGAAAAGAUUGAGUUGCAUCAUGCUCAAAAUUUUCCUACCCAAGCGCCCUUUGGGAUCCAGCAACAGAGGCUGCAAACACCAACCCAACCUUCCUUGAAUAAUUUACUUCAACCUACGGAUAAUCCGUCUGGCAUCUUAAAACCAGAAAAUUUUAUCUUGUCAACAUUUCCUCAAGACUCCCAACUGUUAAAUAUGUUGCAGCAGCAGUAUUUAUUGCUGCAGCUACAACCCCAGACGCCAGUACAACAAACACAACAGAUGUUACUGCUUGAAAAGAUCAUGUUGCUUAAGCAGCAACAGAGACAGGAGGAACAGCAAAAGUUGCUACGGCAACAACAAUUGCUCUCACUGGUUUUGCAAGGACAUCAAUCCCAGGAGUUUUUUGGUGAACCCUCUUAUGGACACCUACAGACUACAAUACCAACAGGGAAUUCAUCCAUGGAUCCCAUUCGACAUCAGCCAAUGUCACUAGAUAUUCUUCAGACUGGCUCGCAGAUCCCAGGCACCCUAGAUGAACAUGCCUCUAACUUAAUGAAUCUGCCUCCACAAGUCUCCAGAGAUAUGACUUAUGCUGUUAGUUCUGGAUCUCGGCCUGUUCUUCUAUCUCAUGAGAUGCUCAGUAGUACCCAUUGUGAGAACAGUUUGGGGACUAAUGCACCAGAACUGGUUAAUAGCAUCCUGCAGUCUUUACCUGUGACAACAAUCAUUGAAAGCUCACCCUCAUUGGAAGUUAACUUAUCCUCUCAGGAGACUUCCCUUGUGCAAGAGCCACGUGUUGCUUCAAACUGCCAUGCUCUUACCGUGGAGCAACCAUGGGACUUUGCUCAGAAGAUAGAUGAAACUGUACCAGCUGUACCCCUUGCGAAUGAUGCAAGUUGUGGAACCUUGGAACAUGAUGAAACUGCUACUGCUAGAACAUGUAAAACUGACACACCUAAUGAGGAUGUUGAACCUACUGCUGCUAUCAAUGAAAUGCAAGUUCAAAGAGAGAAAAGCAACGAGCAGCCUUCUGUAGUGAGAGAAUCUAAGAACGCUGAAGCUGAUGAAGUAAGAAAAACUUCUGGAAAGAAGUCUAGAAAGCAAAAAGCUGGUAAAUCACAGUCUGAUCUUGCAAAGGGACUUUCCAAGGCUUCCACUUCGAAGCAAAUGAAACCAUCUGAAACUGAAGCGCCAGUUGGUGACACUAACAGUGCUGGACAUAACAUUGAUGUGAUGUCUCCUGGAAUGACAGAAGAGAACAACUCAGGUAUUUCCCCAAUGGAUUCUCACUAUGCUAAAAGCUCUCCAGGUGCUAACAUUGUCGUGGUUGAUGAUGAAACCAAAGAACUAAAGGAUGAGUCCCGACUUUCUGGCUCUUUCCCUGUGCGGAACCCAAUUGUACAGCCGUCUGUACAUGCUUGGAAACCUGCUCCUGGUUUCAAGCCAAAGUCAUUAUUGGAAAUCCAACAGGAAGAACAGAGGAAGGCUCAAACAGUGAUGGCAGUAUUAGAGGUUACUUCUGUGAGCUCUAUCAAUGUGUCAACUCCGUGGGCUGGGGUUGUGUCUAGUUUAGAACCCAAAGUUUCUAGUGACAGUCAAAGAGAUGCAGAUUUAUGGACUUAUAUUUUUUUUGUAAACAGAGGUGAUUUCCCAGUUCUAGCAAAUGUGGGAAGCUGGGGAACAAAAAGCAUACCUACUAAAGGAAAUGCAAGUGGCUCAUUAAGUCGGCAAAAGUCAGUAGGUGGCAGGCCUAUUGAGCGCACUCUGUCAUCCUCUCCUGCCUCUGCUCAGUCCUCCCUUAAGGGGAAAAGAGAUAUGUUGACCAAGCAUUCUGAGGCGAUGGAUUUCAGAGAUUGGUGUGAGAGCGAAUGUGCUAGGCUUAUUGGAACAAAAGAUACAAGUUUCUUGGAAUUUUGUUUGAAGCAAUCUAGAUCCGAGGCUGAGAUACUUCUUGUAGAGAACCUUGGAUCAUUUGAUCCGAAUCACGAGUUCAUUGAAAAAUUCCUCAACUAUAAGGAAUUGCUACCUGCUGAUGUGCUUGAGAUUGCUUUUCAAAGGCGACAUGACGGAAAGUUAACAGAUUUGGGAACCAGAAAUGUGAAUUACGGCAAUACAAGCAUUGCGGGUAUUGACCAAGAUGUCGGAAUCAGCCCAGAUGGGUCUUUGAAGUGGGGAGGGAAGAAGAAAGGGAAGAAAGGAAAGAAGGUGAGUCCGGCUGUUCUGGGAUUCAAUGUGGUCAGCAACCGGAUUAUGAUGGGUGAGAUUCAGACAGUAGAAGAUUGAUAAAUCUAGAGUGUUUUUGAGAUUGUUGGGGUUGGUUGUAGAUACAUUUGGUUUUACUGUUUGUAAAUGUGCACAGCUAGGGUUUCUUUUUUAAUUAACCUUAUAGAUAAGGGGCACUUGAAUUGGCUCAAGCCUUUUUUUUUUU
This is a messenger RNA of Hibiscus syriacus, 4886 nucleotides long. Its product is annotated as protein ESSENTIAL FOR POTEXVIRUS ACCUMULATION 1-like. Lineage: Eukaryota; Viridiplantae; Streptophyta; Magnoliopsida; Malvales; Malvaceae. The transcript has 10 exons. Gene Ontology annotation, molecular function: protein binding. The coding region runs from base 86 to 4741 and encodes 1551 amino acids. The record is from RefSeq and is a predicted model, not a curated record.